AUGGCUCGCUAUCGGCGCGUAUUCAUGUCUGACAUUAUGCAUUUCUCUUCGCAACAACAUCCUCGUUCUCACAAGUGUGGCGGGGGCUUUCAGGUACAAGCAUCUAUCUCUUAUUCAGUCAAAGCGCCAACUCUAGGCUACGAAAUUGGCGCAGAGACUCAGGUCUCAAAGGUAGGCGCAAGCAUAAUCGCUGGUCCUUUCUGUAGUGGCCACUUCCCGGACCAUUCAGGUCUACUUUACGGUGACGUCUCAUAA
This is a messenger RNA of Fusarium fujikuroi IMI 58289, 255 nucleotides long. RefSeq lists its product as uncharacterized. The transcript has 2 exons. Bases 1 to 255 code for a protein of 84 amino acids. The record is from RefSeq and is a predicted model, not a curated record. Lineage: Eukaryota; Fungi; Ascomycota; Sordariomycetes; Hypocreales; Nectriaceae.